Molecule: messenger RNA, 3472 nt
Organism: Drosophila sechellia
Lineage: Eukaryota; Metazoa; Arthropoda; Insecta; Diptera; Drosophilidae
Exons: 2
Coding region: 108-3404 (1098 amino acids)
Source: RefSeq, a predicted model, not a curated record
UUUUUUAUGACAUUUCAUGACAAUUAAAACUGUUGAAAAAUCUAGUUAAUGGGUAUUCUUUGUAUACACAAUUCAGAGGAUAAGGGAUCAAAUUCAAUCAGUACGCGAUGCAAGUGCCCCUGCUCCACCGGAGCACCCAGAUGGUGCUGCUGAAGAAGCAAAUCCGGCGUAAGGCGAAGGAGUUGCGUCUGCGAAAGCGUAACGCCCACCGCCGCCUUCAGCUGAUGCGAAGGAUCCGUGACCAUCUGCUCCACAGGAUGCGGAACUCCAUAGAUCACCGGCAGCGGGAUGCGGAGCAGAAGAAGAGGGAGCAGACACGGAGGGCGGUGGGCGGUAUGCUUUCCAUGUACAAGCACUGGCUGCUCAGCUGGUCAAAAGCUUUGAGGCUACAAAGUCAGCUAAUUCGCCACCAGGAGCAUGUGAAACUUGGACUGCGUCGCAAACUUCGACACUUGAGGAGGCAGCUAAAGAAAGUCCGGAAUCCACAGAACUUGGUGGACAAGUGCUUCAAUCGACUGUUCAAGGCGGUUAGGAAGUGGCAAAAGAGAUCGGAUUACUACGAGCACGUCAAGGAUCAGGACAAGAUCUGGGAGGCAGAGGCACAGGAGGUUCGAAACUAUUUAUCGGAGGUUCGGGGAAGGCGACCCCGAAAGUUAAGACGUGGUAGGGCUAAAAAGGAUAUCGAAAUCGAGAACUUUGCUAAAUUUUGGAAAACUGAAGUGUUGCACACACGCGCUUUGAUCAAUAAACAAAUGGCCAUGGCAGGAAGAAAACAAGGAGACUUGCAGAUAGAUACAUCACAUCAUAAAACUAGGAAAUCAAAGAAAAAGGGAAAAGAAAGAUAUUUCAGCUUAGAUGAACUGGUUAUUCGGAAAAAAUUUAAAAGAAUUAGGAAGGGCAUUCGAAAGCCAAAGAAACAAGAUCCAUUAAAACCAUCUUUAGAGGAAUUGAAAAUGUUGAUAAGGGAACUAAUAAGCUUCAAUUGGAAAAAGAAAGUUAUUAAAAUCCCGAAAAUCAAAAGAAAAACUAACAAAAACCCCAAAUUUGAUUUUGGCAAAAUCCCAAGCAUCUCCGAUGUUUCAAACAUAAUCCAAAAAGUACGAAUAAAAAAAAAAUUGAAAAGCGGCCGAGGUUCCAGAAGUGUUCCAGAUCCGAAAAUCAUUAAAUCUAAGGUAACAAAGCCUAAACUUCGAAAGCGUAAAAUGCACUACGUGGAUAGGGUAAUUAAAGACGAAUUAAAUGCACUUUUAGAGACAAAGGCAAAGAAAAGGGACUAUAAUCGUGGAAAAACUAACGAAGCUGAAACUUUACAACAGAGAAGGGAAAAAAAAGAGUGGGAAAAGCAAGAAAAUAUACUCGAAACAUUAUACAAUGAUAUACCCCUAUAUAUGAGGCGUGAUAUUGAGCGAAGAAAUAGGAAAAAACUACGUGACAAACUUCAAGCUUCUAGUUCGAGUAGUUCGAUUGCGUCCCAAGAGAUUUUCAUCGGAUCCGAAAAAGUGCCCACUAAGUCAGAUAAGUACAAAAAGCUUUCUAGUACGAGCAGCGGUUUCGGAAACAAGGAUCGACCCGCAUUAUCUGCCGAGAGGAGUGGCUCUCAUUUGUUGGUCAAAAGGGAUAGCGUUGCGUCCCUCAGUGAAUCACUGAACAAGUUAGUUAUGGCCGGCAAUCGAAACCGAAAAUUUACCCGUAAGUCCAUUCGCCUGCCACUCAUAGUACCCAAGAAGAUCCGCGUUGCUCCUCCAAAAGGUCAAGAGGAAAGUCACUACCAGUCUUUGAAGAAGGAUAUCAUGUACCUUCAUAGCAACAGCCACCAUAUGGGUGUAUCUAGGAUUACAGCCAGCGAAUCAGCUCUGCACAGAGGAAACCAAUCGAACAGGUAUCCUCCAAGAAGGGCUUCCGAUACCCAACUUGGUAUUUAUCCAAAAUCCCAAAGCCAAGUUUUUGGUCACCUAUUUUCGAAAUCGCCCUCCAGCAAUAAGUUUAUAUAUGAUCCGCUGCCAGAUGAUCUUCAGAAACUCCUUGCACCUGUGCGAGAUCGCCAAGACAAAACGGAAAAUGCCCCGAAGACCAACGUCAAAGAUUUCGAUUCUAAAAGGUUUCAUUUGAAAGAUCUACGCUCAGAUGCAAAAUUCAAACACGUGCAGUUCCUCCUUAAGGACGUCAUACAAAGAAACGAAGUUAUCGAUUAUAUUGCCGAUGUCAAUGGACUUAUGCAGGAAGUAGCGAACCAUGAAAUGUGGUCCAAGCUUCAGAGUCUCUACAACGAACUAAAAGAAUCGGGAGUUCCUUUAACGCAAAUUAAGGAAAGUCUGGCCAAAAAGUACUUGGAGUAUCUUAACGAAAUAGUGAUUGAGAGAAACUAUGCACGAAUAGAACCGCCGCGGGACAAGAGGCUUAAUGUUUUGGAAACCGAAUCUGUGAAUGCUAAACAGAAGAAAGAGGUGGAAAAGUUUAUGGAGCGGAACUGGUGGUCUAGGAAGCGGAUGAGCACACGGAUUAUUCCCUUUGGCAUGCGGGGACUCAGGACGAGCAAAAGUGACCCACCUCACAGCUCAAGACUGUCGCAGGAAAUCAAGAUGGACGGUGGACUGUACAAUAAACUCCUCGAGCAGGAGCUCAAUGCAGAGCAAUUGGAGCGCGAGGAGCGCAGGAGAAGACGCUUUAGCAGCACCUUUGGAUCAGCUAUAAGCUUCAACAACAGCUUGGAUCUGUCCAACGAGGAGCAGGAAAUGCGGGACUUCGAGUGGCGCUACUCGCUACACAACAUCAGGAGCAUGAUGAACCAGCACCAGCUGAUGUUCCAGGCUUUGGAUCGCAAAUCGCGAGUUGAGCAGGUGGUGCACAAGAAGAUCAAGGGAGAGAUCGAAGAAUUGUAUACCUCCGCACAAUUUAAGCGUCCUAAAAAGCAUUCUACCCCUUUUACGGCGAGGAAGAGGAGCAAAAACCUUAGGCCCGUUGAGGAACUUUACUACUCACCCCGGAAAACUUGUCGCCUGCAGAAGAUCUCCUGUUCCGCAGAGUGUUUGGCAUGCGUGGGCCAAGUUGAGAAAAUCGGUGAUUCGAUGGUCCUGGACAAGUGUCCUCGGUGUGGAGUAAAGGUGCCUGUGCCCGCGCCCACUACCUCGUUCUCCAUGUCGUCUUCAUCCAGCUGUGAGAUCUUGUCCAGCGGAUCCAUAGAGGCCUGUGCCAAGAACAAGCUGCUAAUCAACACGCUCGAGGACCUUUGCACACGCUGUGGCUAUGUCCAUAAGAAGGAGCAUCUUUGCUCACGGUUACCCAUGAAUGAGCGGAAGACCAAGCUGCUAAAGCGGAUUAAGGACAGCGUACCUACUGCCCCCGAGUGCCCGUCAUUCUGCUGCCCACGAGGGAUCCUUAAGAACACCAGAAGUUUUGAUCCUUAGCCGGGGCGACAAGGAGUGCUGAGUACUUUGAAGCCACCAAAGUGGCAACUAAACUCCGGAUAUGCACG